Messenger RNA from Anopheles cruzii, 876 nucleotides. RefSeq names its product cilia- and flagella-associated protein 298. The coding region runs from base 1 to 876 and encodes 291 amino acids. The record is from RefSeq and is a predicted model, not a curated record. Gene Ontology annotation, biological process: regulation of cilium movement. NCBI's taxonomy places the organism in Eukaryota, Metazoa, Arthropoda, Insecta, Diptera, Culicidae. The transcript has 4 exons.
AUGGUUCUGCUUCAUGUAAAACGUGGCGAAGAGAGCCAAUUUCUGUACGAAACAGUUACCGGCAUCGGGAUCGACCAGCUGGCGUACGAGUUGGUCACGAUCUAUAACGGGCGCUUGAAAGUGAGCCGCAUUUGCUCGGAAAUUGAGGAACUGGCAAAGCAUGGCACUAUGCUGCCACCGGAUAUGCUGGGGCUAACGGAUGAGCAAGUCGAGGAACUGCACCUCGUCGACGAAUGGGCCGACACCUGCAUUCCAUCCGGCGGUUGGCGUUUUAACCGUGAUCCGGUCGGUCGUCGCAAUGGACGGCAACCGCAAGCGAAAAUGGGACAAGUGCUUGAACAAGCCGUCUUGGAUGCGAAAGCGAUGGUCUCGAAAAAGAAUGCUACCGAAGGCAAACCCGUGACCCAGCGUACGGUGCAGGAUGCACUCGAUUUGUUGCGCGGUGCCGUCACAAUCGUGUACCCGAUGCAACUGCCACCGCACGAUCCAAUCCGAAUGGAGUUCAACAAUACCGAAGAUUUGAGCGGCACUCAGGCUUCACUGGAAGUGAUCGAGCCGGCGAAAGUGCAACUUUGGUUUGCCGGAAAGUUGAUGCUGAACGAUAAACUGCUCGGCGAAAUUGUGGGUCCCAACGAAAAGACCAAAAUCAUUGUAAAGUUGACCAAGCUCAACGAAAGUGCCCCGGGCCGUGAACCGGUGAUUACUGAAGACGCCAGAAAGCAGAUGAUGAUGCACGCUUAUCGUCGCCAGGAGGAACUAAAGAAACUUGAGCAAGACGAUGACGACCAGUAUCUCGACUCCGCCUGGUCCGAUAGCCGCAGUCUGAAACGUCAAGUGCACGGUCUGGAAAACGUUAAGUUUAAAUUUACUAAGUAA